CGCGCUCUCGGGGUUGGGGGGAUGAGAGCGUGAACAAGCGUGACCCCGCCUCUUCGCUUCCUGCGCGAGCUGCGCCGCUUCACCCGUUCCGUUUUUUUUACCGCCUUCAAAACUCACGUGCGUCAUUAACGGCAGCACGAGGGAGCCCUGGUGAGUAGGAGCGCAUCAUCGUGUUGGAGAAGGACGAGGAUGUGGCGACUGCCUGGACCCGGUGACGCCGCACUGUCACCAUGGCAACCCAGUGCUUGUUUCUGACGUCUGACCUCUGACCUUUUGCUGAAGAUGGCGACCCAGAGGAGGCACCUGGUCAGGGACUUUAACCGCUACAUCACCUGCUCCGUGUGCCGGGGUUACUUGAUCAAACCCACCGCCGUCACCGAGUGCCUCCACACCUUCUGUAAGAGCUGCAUUGUCCAACACUUUGAGGAGAGUAAUGAGUGUCCUGAAUGCGGCAUUCAAGUCCAUGAAACCAAUCCUCUAGAGAUGCUGAGGUUGGAUAAAACACUGGAGGAAAUCAUCUUUAAGCUGGUGCCUGGACUGAGAGAGAAGGAGGAACAACAGGAAAUGGAUUUCUGGAGGAAAAGUAAAUCCAGAGCUAAUGGGGAAGAAGGUCCUAGGGCUAAAAGGGCUCGUGUGAGUGAGGAAGAGGAGGACAGAGAGGAAGGUGAGGGGGGUGAUUAUCACAGGAAUGACCCACAGAUCGCCAUCUGCCUCGACUGCCUGAGGAACAACGGCCAAUCAGGAGAGAGCACGGUAAAGGGUCUGAUGAAGAAGUUUAUCCGCUGCUCCACUCGUGUCACCGUCGGCACCAUUAAGAAGUUUCUCUGUGUGAAGUUGAAGCUACCGAGCUCUUAUGAGCUGGACGUUUUGUGUAACGGGGAGAUCAUGGGGAAAGACCACACCCUGGAAUUCAUCUACAGAACCCGCUGGAGACUGCAAGGCGUCACAGAGUAUCCCAUGGUCCUCGAGUAUCGUCCUCGCAUCGACUUCGGAUAAAACGCUGACCGAGAGAGAGAGAGAGAGAGAGAGAGAGAGAACUAAACAGAUCAGACUUUGCUUCUCUCUUUCAUCUUCCUCAUCAUUCACUCAUCACUUCCUGAGUGACAGGUCCUGGCUCCGCCCCCUGCAACAUAAAAAAGAACAUGAAGCACUUAAGAAAUGCACUUCUGUCAAGUUUAGGAAGAGUGUGUGUGUGUGUGUGUGUGUAUGUGUAUGUGUGUGUAUGUGUGUGUAUGUGUAUGUGUGUGUGUGUGUGUGUAUGUGUGUGUGUGUGUGUGUAUGUGUGUGUGUGUGUGUGUGUGUGUGAGACGUCUUCCAUUUUUUAUACUGGUGAAGACGAAGGAAAGACGGAAAGAAGUGUAAAUGGAACCGUAAAUAAACAAAUGUGCCUCUUUUGUACACACACACACACACACACACACACACACACACACACACACACACACA
This is a messenger RNA of Hemibagrus wyckioides, 1446 nucleotides long. RefSeq names its product polycomb group ring finger 5a (gene pcgf5a). The coding region runs from base 283 to 996 and encodes 237 amino acids. The transcript has 9 exons. The record is from RefSeq and is a predicted model, not a curated record. Gene Ontology annotation, cellular component: PRC1 complex. Lineage: Eukaryota; Metazoa; Chordata; Actinopteri; Siluriformes; Bagridae. Gene Ontology annotation, biological process: regulation of transcription by RNA polymerase II.